Messenger RNA from Cryptotermes secundus, 987 nucleotides. RefSeq names its product E3 SUMO-protein ligase EGR2-like. The record is from RefSeq and is a predicted model, not a curated record. The coding region runs from base 394 to 750 and encodes 118 amino acids. The transcript has 5 exons. Gene Ontology annotation, cellular component: nucleus. Lineage: Eukaryota; Metazoa; Arthropoda; Insecta; Blattodea; Kalotermitidae. Gene Ontology annotation, biological process: regulation of transcription by RNA polymerase II.
UCCUCGCGUCACACAGACCCAGUCUGCUGAACGUUCCCCUGAUGGGUAGUGCAGUGUCUGGUUGGUCUGGUUGUUGCGUGCAGUGACUGGCCAUGAACCCGGGAUACCCGACAUCAUUUUCGGAUCAGGAGUCUGAGGACUCACAUCCUCAGAUGGAUCCCCACCUCAAAUGCAACGUACCGGACUGCGGGAACUCAUACAGGACGAAAUCAGAACUGCGAGCUCACAAGCGGUGGCACGACAAGGAAGGUUUAUAUGUUUGCGAGCUUCAGGGUUGUGAGAUGCGUUUCAGGUACCAGCAAGCUCUGGAUUACAAUAUGAUGAUUCACACCGGACAACCAUAAGAGUGUGAUGUAUGUAAGAGUAGCUUUUCUAGAGUGGGCUAUCUGAAAAAUGCAUCAGGAAAUUCACAUUCGAGAGAAGGAAAGUUUCGGCUUCAAGUACCAAGAACUGGGGUGUGAGAGGGCGUUCAAGUUGCCUUCCCAACUGAAAGCGCACAUCCUCUGGCACACGGGACAUGAGGGACACGUUUGCAGCCGGCCAGGCUGUAAGUUGAGGUUCGAGACGCUUCGUCACCUGAAGGAUCAUAUGAAGACACACAACAGAGAGAAGCCAUUUAAGUGUGAAAUUUGUGGCAAGGAUCACAUGAUGUCAAGUAGUCUCCGCUCACAUAUGAAGAGGCAUGGUCAAGAGGAAUAUGUGUCCGUGAGCCUGGAUGCGGAAUGGUAUUCCCAGAAAAAGGAUACAUGAUAGGUCAUAUGCGCUGGCAUGACGGACUUCCGGAAUAUAUGUGCGAUCAGACAGAUUGUGAGAUGGCAUUCAAAACCAAGUUUGCCCUGAAGCUACAUAUGAGGACACACACCAGAGAGAAGCCAUUUAAAUGUGACAUUUGUAAGAAGUGCUUUUCCUAUCCAGGAGGUCUCACGAAACGCAAGAAAAUUCACAUUCAAUAGGUAUAGACGAGUCCCAAUUCUUUGAACAUGAGCC